Messenger RNA from Ctenocephalides felis (cat flea), 2403 nucleotides. RefSeq names its product X-ray repair cross-complementing protein 5-like. Gene Ontology annotation, cellular component: nucleus; Ku70:Ku80 complex. The transcript is spliced from 12 exons. The record is from RefSeq and is a predicted model, not a curated record. NCBI's taxonomy places the organism in Eukaryota, Metazoa, Arthropoda, Insecta, Siphonaptera, Pulicidae. Gene Ontology annotation, biological process: cellular response to gamma radiation; cellular response to X-ray; DNA recombination. The coding region runs from base 120 to 2273 and encodes 717 amino acids. Gene Ontology annotation, molecular function: damaged DNA binding; double-stranded DNA binding; telomeric repeat DNA binding.
GAACAUGUUAGAAUUGGUUAAAACCUGCUGUAAAGAUUGAUUAAGUUCUUUCUAUUUCUGAUUUAUAAUUUACAUAGAAUUUUUAGAUACGAAUAAAACUAUUAUAUUAUUAUUUUAAUAUGGCUCCGAUAAGUUCAAAGGAAGCUACCGUUAUAAUUUUAGAUGUUGGUGUAAAUGUUGUAACAUUAGACAAAGAAGAUGCAUUUAAAGAGACGUUCUUUGAACGAUCAUGCACUUGCUUAACAAAAUUAAUUCAAAGAAAGAUAUUUAAUAAACCCAAAGAUGAACUGGGGUUGAUACUUCUUGGUUCAGCGAACACAAAUAAUAUGCUUGCAUCAAAAUUCAAGGGAAAGUUUGAAAAUAUUGAAGAAGCCUUUUGCUUAUCACUAUCGUCAUGGGAAAUGCUUCAUUAUAUAAAUAAUGAUGUCACUCCUACAAAUAUUAAAGCUGAUUGGUUGAAAGGAAUUAUAGUAGCAGUAGAUUUCCUUAAAGAACAAAUCCAGGAUAAGAAGAUAGCUGCAAAAAAAAUUAUAAUGUUUACUAAUUUUGCUUCAGAAGUUGAGGAUGCAAGUAUUUUACCACAAGUUGUACAAGACAUUAAUGAUGCCCAAAUAGAAUUAAUAGUUAUAGGUGCCAAUGUCAUACCAGAAUUCAAUUCAGGCAAUGAAAGUGAUUUAGAAACUAGUUUUUUCUCACAAAAAGUUCCUAAGUUACCACAUCAAGAAGAGGGAGAAAAACUGAUUAGUCUUAUAAUUAAAGAGACAAACGGUUCUAUGUGCAAUUUUGAUGAUGCUGUGACAGAACUCAUGUACUUUGAGAAUAAACAGAUUAGGCCCACACCUUGGUAUACUAAUUUACAAAUUGGACCUGACAUAAGUAUUUCUAUUUGUGGUUAUAAGAAGAUCUCAGAUGAUAACUGCUUACCAACAUGGAAGAGAAGAACUACUGUAUUAGAUGGAGCAUGUGAAAUUCAACGGCAGUAUUUCAAGCAUUCAGAAAAUAAUUCAAAAAUUGAUAAAUCAGACCUAAUUCCUGGCUAUCAAUAUGGUGCUACCAUUGUGCCUUAUACUUCUGCCGAUGAGACUAUGAGCUAUUCUUCUGGUCCAAGAUGUUUAAUUAUUCUAGGUUUUACUAAGUUGUCUAAUAUUCAUCGUGAAUGGUUCUCAGGGAAUGGUGUUACUUGUAUAGUGGCACGGAAAGGUUAUCAGAGUUCCGAGAGGGCCUUUUCCGCUCUUGUUGAUUCAAUGCAAAAUAGUGAAGUUGUUGGAAUAGCUAGAAGAGUGUACAAUUGUGGAAAUGCGCCAACAAUACAAUGUUUAUUACCAAAGAUUACAAAUAAGUUUAAAUGCCUCUGUAUGAUACAAUUACCCUUUUUUGAAGAUCUGCAUCUUCUUAGCUUUCCACCCUUAUUAGGAAAAAAAAAUACGCCAAAUGAAGAGCAAUUAAAAGCUGUUGAUUCACUAAUUGAUUCUAUGGAUCUGAUGACGGCAGCCGAGACUGAAGAUGGCGAACCUAUGGAGGCAUAUCAUGUGAAGAGAACUUUAAAUCCAUAUAUGCAGCAUGCUUUCCAAAGCUUGUCAUUCCGUGCUAUGUAUAAGACCAAACAGCUGCCUCCAGUCCAGAAAGAUGUGCUAAAUCUAAUAAAUGUUCCUGAAAAAAUAUUGGAAGGUUCACAAAAGGCAAUUGCAAAAAUAAAGGAUUUAUUCCCACUAAUCGAGAAACAGGAAAUGAUAUCUGAACGGAACAAAUGGAUCAAUAGCCGUCUGAAGACAAUUGGCAAAGAGGAAGAUUUACAGAGUAUUCAAGAAGCAAAAGACAUACUUAAAAUUCAAGAUGCAAUUAAAGCCGAACUUGUUGAAGUGGGCACAGUGAACCCAUCAGAAGAUUUCUUAAAAUUAAUUACUAGAGAAGAUAAAUUGACUGUGAUUAAGCAGUUACAACAAGUAAUUUACAAUAUUCCUCUCAAGUCAUUUGACACCGAUUAUUCCAAAGCAUUGGUGGCUUUGAGAACAUUGAGAGAUGAAUGUAUCAAAACACACACAAAAGAAUAUAAUGACUGGCUGAAGGAGCUUAAAGAUGUUGUGUUAAAAAAUAGGAAAGACUUAUUCUGGAGUAAUCUGGUGAAAGAAAAUUUGGGCUUGAUUACUAUUGAUGAAAACCCAUUAAGCAAAAUAUCGCAACAAGAAGCUGAUAUGUUCCUGAAGGUUUCGGAAACAGAGUCUGUAGAACCGCCAGAAGACAUUGAAAUGGAUGAUUUGUUUGAUGAAAUGUAAUAAUGAUUGUAAAAAUAUAUAUUGUAAUAUAUAAUUACAACCUGUAUAAUUAGUUAUUAAUUACUAUCAUUCCUCACUAUCAGAUUCUUCUGAUUCCAAACUGGAAAUGGGAUCUUUUUCCACUUUCUUU